AUUGCGAAGAAUAACGUGUACAUUUUGUUGAACGUAUGUUGUAAUACAAUAUAAAUAAAUAAAAUUGGGCAGGAUACGACUUGUUUAGGUCAUGCGUACAGAGGAAAAUGCGAGUCUGGAGACUUAAAUGUUAUGUGUUUUGGAUCUAAUCACAAUGAGUUAUGCGGAGAAGCCGGAGGACGUAACAAAGGAAGAGUGGUUGGAUAAACUCAACAAUGUUCACAUUCAGAGAGCUGAUAUGAACAGGCUGAUAAUGAACUACCUGGUUACAGAAGGAUUCAAAGAGGCAGCAGAAAAGUUCCGGAUGGAGUCCGGAAUAGAGCCCAGUGUGGACCUGGACUCCUUGGAUGAACGGAUUAAGAUCAGGGAGUUGAUAUUAAAAGGACAGAUCCAGGAUGCCAUUGCACUUAUCAAUAGUCUGCACCCAGAACUGCUGGAUACAAAUCGUUACCUAUACUUUCACUUACAGCAGCAGCAUCUUAUUGAGCUGAUUCGUCUGAGGGAGACCGAGGCUGCCCUUGAAUUUGCCCAGUCUCAGUUAGCAGAGCAGGGCGAGGAGAGCCGAGAAUGUCUGACUGAGAUGGAGAGGACACUGGCUCUGUUGGCAUUUGACAACCCAGAAGACUCACCCUUUGGAGAUCUGCUCAAUAUAAUGCAGAGACAAAAGGUCUGGAGCGAGGUUAAUCAGUGUGUACUAGACUAUGAAAACAGAGAAUCCACUCCGAAGCUGGCUAAGUUACUAAAGCUACUGUUGUGGGCUCAGAACGAACUUGACCAAAAGAAAGUCAAAUAUCCCAAAAUGACUGACCUCAGCAAGGGAACGAUCGAAGACCCCAAAUAAAGACUCAGAUUAAAUAAAUAACACAUCAUUACAGAAUGGACACAAUUCUUUAUCUAUUUAUAACCCCGGAAGCUGAAUCAGAGUACAACCUUUUCUAUUUUGUAAGGGUUGCCUUUUGAUACUUUAUUAAUUCUAAACUGUACUUAUUGCAGUUUAAGGUUACUUCUUACUCAGUAAUAACAACCAAACCAGUUAUUUUAUUUGGUAUUAUUCUAAUUUACAUAUUUGUUUAUGUAAAGCAAAAUGUUUUAUUUACUCUAGUUUUUCUGUCUGUUGGCAGGGAAUGUUGUUGGCAGCGGAGGUUGUAAAUAAAGCCUAAAUUAGGCUGAUAGUUUGUGUGUGUGUGCCCACUUCAACGGUGCAGAAUUUCAUCAGAAAAAAGUUUUGGCUUAAUGUGCAAUGCAUAAAAUAAAUAUAUUCCUUCAGGAAAUACAUUUCAACCGGUGGAAUUUGAUCUGGUACAUGUGAAAAAAUUGUCAAAAGGCAUUAUCUGGUGUGUUUAAGGCUACUGCAAAUCUGAAAGUUAAAUUUUAAUUUAAGAAUCAGGAUGUGUUAUUAAGAAACUUACUAAAGACAGCGGUAAAGAUACACAAACGUAAAUAAAAACCCUCAAGCUUUAAGUUAUGGUAGUAAUUUGAUAAGAUUACUGGAGUAUUAAAAAUGUUACAGCAUACAGCAACUGUGACUAUGUAAGCUGGAGGAACAGGAUGUAUAAAGAUAUGAAUGGGUAGAUAUGCUGGCAAACAUGGAGACACUAUUAUGUAUGAGUGAUUACAUUUGUAGCAACUUGGCUAAAUUUUGUGCUUUCUGCUAUAUUAUUUUGCAAUAAAAGUUGAUUUCUCAGACUUGAUUAGUCACAUGGAAUGUGUUUAUGUCAAUGGAAAUUUCACAUGUAGUUUAUUUUUUAUGGAUCGCUUUAAAAAAAGACGUUUUGGGCAAAAACCUGGAUUUAAUCUGAAUUUGGCAAAUUAGAUUGAUAUCCAGUAGUCUGGUGUAAAUUUGUUAAUUUCUGUUUUUCCACUGUAUAAAUAAAACCGUCUUUACAAA
Girardinichthys multiradiatus is the source of this 1888-nucleotide messenger RNA. Its product is annotated as glucose-induced degradation protein 8-A homolog. The transcript is spliced from 5 exons. The record is from RefSeq and is a predicted model, not a curated record. Lineage: Eukaryota; Metazoa; Chordata; Actinopteri; Cyprinodontiformes; Goodeidae. Gene Ontology annotation, biological process: proteasome-mediated ubiquitin-dependent protein catabolic process; positive regulation of canonical Wnt signaling pathway. Bases 128 to 841 code for a protein of 237 amino acids. Gene Ontology annotation, molecular function: protein binding. Gene Ontology annotation, cellular component: cytoplasm; nucleus.